Messenger RNA from Prorocentrum cordatum, 1718 nucleotides. Lineage: Eukaryota; Dinophyceae; Prorocentrales; Prorocentraceae. The record is from the annotation of a GenBank genome assembly.
CCUUCCGUAGCCAUUUUGGUUCAAGCAGCAACAGUGCUGGCCCAGGCAGACUGAGAGCACCAGGCCCGGUGCAGUGCCAGCGGGGUGUCACCCGAAGCCCGAAACGAUGUUGUUGAUGCAGAUCCCGAUCCAGAUCGGCGGCGUCCCCGCCGCCCCGGCGCCGCAGCGGGGCGCCGCCCCCGCGGAUUUUCGGAGCCUCUGCGAGGACCGCGCCCUCGGCGCCGCGCCGCCGCCGCUGUCGGCAGUGGCCUGCAGGGCCUCGAGGGGCUCGAAGAACCACUUCAAGGGCCAGUGCCGCCCGUGCCGCUUCCACUUGGCCCCCGAAGAGUGCCCCCGCGGAGAGGCCUGCAACUUCUGCCACUUCCCCCACGGCGCGGAGAAGCUCGCCCAAAUGGAUGCCUUCAGCAGCAGGGCCAAGGGGCGCAGGCCGCGCACGGGCGCGGAGCCGAGGCAGGCCCCGCCUGGCCUGCGGCUCUCCCUGUGCGACCACCUGGACCUGGUGGGCUCCUGGAGCGGCCGGCAGCAGCCCGCCAGCAGCAGCGGCAGCAUCUGCUCCUGGAGCGGGAGCGAGCUCGCCGAGGCGCCUGCUCGCGGAGCCGCGUGGCAGGGAGAUCCUCCUGGGCGCGCAGCCCGCGCACUACGACGACUGAGCGGGGGUUUGGCGGGGGCUGCCAGCGAGGACGAGGUCCGACGGCAUGGGGGAGGGGAGGGAGGGGAUGACGAUCCUUGUGACUUCCGGGGGCGGCCGACCAUUCUCGUAUCUGGAGAGUGCGCACGACCUCCAGAAGAAGAGUAGCCCAUCCGAUGGAUCUGAAGAAGGGAUCGUCGCGAUUCGAGGUGAGAGUCUAGACACCCUCGCCGCUAACACCUGAGAUGAGCCUUGGACGGCGACUGCUGCUGGUCGCCGCCACAUGGGCAGCCUCGCUCAGCAAUUUACAUGCGGCUCAGAACAAAGAGCUGGCCUGCAUUGCAUCCGUACCGCUCAUCAAGGCGUGACCCUGUGCCUUCGUUAUCACAAUUUGCACGGCGCCUCCCUCGCGAUUCUCGACCUUCCUUCCUCUACCUCACCAGUGGCGCUGAGUGAGACGGCUGCAAUACUUCCAAUCGCGGCACGCCCACAGCCGCUCCCCGUCAGAGCUCUGCACGGUCAGACGCGGAAUGGAGGUGCGCGCAGAGAUGCGGACUUUGCGAAGACGAUUCCCCCUGGUCCUGGCCCCCGCAAGGGGGAGGGGUCCUGUAUGGGGCGCAAGUAUGGGGUGUCGUUUGGUGGAGGAGGGGUGGCGUGGGUGAUGUUUGAUGCGAUUGCCCGGAAUGAGAGGACGCUCUGCGUGGCCACACAUCGGGGGCCUCGAGACGGGGGUCAAUGCAAACGGGGGUCAGCCAGGGCACCGGAUCCUGCAGGAUCCUGCGGAGGCCCCCUCUGGCUGACCCGGGUUAGGGAGCCGCUCGUGGCCGCGAGGCGGCCGCGCCUGUUGGCUGACCUGGGUCUGCGAAGACCUGCGUUGCAGUUUUUUUUUUCCCCUGCAUUGCAGUUUUUGGUUUCCUGCUGACCCGGGUCUGGAUUGACCCGGGUCAGAAGAUCCCCGAACACAGAAUCCCAUUGCUUGCUUGUUUUUGAAGACCGUUUGUUGGUUAGCGGGCCGAUUCUCAGAGCGGGCUGGGCCCCUUGAGGAGAAGCAGCAGCAGCAGCAGCGGCAGCACCAUCAGCCACAGGAGGA